Molecule: messenger RNA, 887 nt
Organism: Harpia harpyja (harpy eagle)
Lineage: Eukaryota; Metazoa; Chordata; Aves; Accipitriformes; Accipitridae
Gene: B9D2
Product: B9 domain containing 2
Biological process (GO): cilium assembly
Cellular component (GO): MKS complex
Source: RefSeq, a predicted model, not a curated record
UGGUUCGACCUCACCCUCCUGGGCGGGGCUAGCGGCUCCGCGGCCAAUAGGACGGUGGCGUUGGGACGGACGGCGCGUUGUGGCGGCAACCGGCCCCGGAAACAGGAUCAUGGCAGAGGUUCAUGUCAUCGGGCAGAUCGUGGGGGCCAGGGGCUUCCCCCAGCACUGCCUCUUCUGCAAGUGGGGGCUGUACGCCAGCGGCGCCUGGAAACUGCUUUCGGGGUUGGGGUCCAGGCAGACGCAGGUGGACGAUCCCCAGGCAGACGACAUGGCUUAUUGGUGUCACCCCCUCGAUGUCCAUUUUGCCACUAAGGGGCUGCAAGGUUGGCCCAAGCUGCACCUGCAGGUCUGGCACCAGGACAGACUGGGGUGCAGCGAGGUGCUGGGUUACGGUUUUUGCUACGUACCGGCCACCCCGGGCCACGCGUUGGCCUGUGUCACCUGGCGCCCACGGGGGACCUGGCGGGAACAGUUGUGCCAGCGUUUGGUGGGGGGGGGACCCCAACUCCGAAACCCCGAAGCCGUCGCUGCUGGUGCCGCCGAUCACUUCUGCCUGCGUACCGAGGCCACUGGCACCGUCCACCUGCAGCUGGGUGUCCUCCUCCACCAUUUUGGCCGUUACGGCGUCGAGUGCUAACGGGGUGGGGGGACAGGAUGCCAUGGUCGUGUGUGUCCCCCCCCGGGAUGGGACGUUUGGGGUUCCCCCCCAGGCCAGGACGUCAGGGUCCCCUGGGGACGGGGAUGCCAGGAUCCCCCAGGGACAGAGGGGACGGGGUCCCCUGGGGCUGGGACAUGGGGGUCCCUGAGGGAGGGGGAGAUGGGGUCCACGGGGGAUGAGAUACUGGGGUCCCCCGGGGACAGGGUCCCCCCCCAGGAUGGGACAUGGG